AUGACGAUGAAUCUGGACAAUGGGUGGAACGUUUAUGAUUCGGAUGCUGAAAUAAUUACCGAAGAAGCGUUGCACUGGCUGAAGGCGAUGGCGCUCACGUUUGGAACCGGGAAGGAGAGAACACGACAACCGGCUACGACCUACUCCACAGAACACGAGAUCAGGAAUUUGCGACUCUUUGCGCAAUUCGUCACAGUCAGGUGGCACUGGCUAUCAAGUGUUGAUGGUUCACAAUACGAUGGCUCGGACCACUCCAACAAGGCUGUUGUGGUACUAAGGGAACAAGGCCAUUGUUGGGUGCAAACACGUAGGUUGAAUGUAGGGCCGACUGCCCGUGACUGUUGUCGGCAUCACUUUGCGAUCUGCGCCAUCCUUCGACUGGUGAACACGAGGGUAUCGGUCGACAAAGAGCAUUCUCAGCAUCAGAUGUUCCCUCUACGAGAGUAA
This is a messenger RNA of Parastagonospora nodorum SN15, 447 nucleotides long. RefSeq lists its product as hypothetical. The transcript has 3 exons. Lineage: Eukaryota; Fungi; Ascomycota; Dothideomycetes; Pleosporales; Phaeosphaeriaceae. The record is from RefSeq and is a predicted model, not a curated record. Bases 1 to 447 code for a protein of 148 amino acids.